Caenorhabditis sp. 36 PRJEB53466 is the source of this 2694-nucleotide messenger RNA. The record is from the annotation of a GenBank genome assembly. NCBI's taxonomy places the organism in Eukaryota, Metazoa, Nematoda, Chromadorea, Rhabditida, Rhabditidae.
AUGGGAGAAGGCGAUAAUUUUGCGGUGCCGGCGCCGCCCAAACAGUUUGGAUCGCUUGCGAACGCAGAAAGUGUCAAAUCGAUUUUGGUGAGCUUUAAAAGAUGACAUUCUAUAAAAAUAACGGUCGAAAAACCAUUGAAUAAUUAAAUUUUAAUCAAAUUUGCCCCGAACCGACGACAAAAUUGCAGAAUGAUACGCAAAAAAGUCACGGACCGACAGUUUCGCUCGAAAGAAUGGAAGUGAGCAAUUUGGCGGAUUCACGACACGACGCCGAGAUGUUCGCCGAGUUUGAGCGCCGGAAAAGAGCCAGAACGCUCACGCUGCCCACAGAUGACGUCCAGGUUUCCUAAAUCUUUCUUAACCCGAAAAGUGUGAAUUAAUUGCAGGUAAAACUCAAAUUGCGUGCCCUGAAUCAGCCGAUUUGCCUGUUCGGAGAAGAUGCGCUGGACAGAAGAGAACGGCUCCGCGCACUGCUCUCCACGAUGUCCGAGGACGAAAUCGCCGCCGUUUUGCACACUGAUGAGGUUGGGUCUAUUCAGAACUCGGGGCGCACUUCUCAGGGUGAAUAGGUCUGUAAUAGGACUAUCAUAUGCGAAUUCGAGAAGGUUCGCGAUAGAUCUGUUGUAGGCAAUUGCUCCUCGCGAUUGGUUUAUGAUCGACAUAUCAGAGGCCCGAUCACCUGUGGACUGAAAAAAUCAUUGCAGGUAAAUGCGGAUAAAGCAGACGAGGAGACGGUGACGUGGUACCAUCGGGGACCGGCCGAACUCCGAAACGCCCGAAUCGCCAUCGCGGAUUUUUCGCUGAGAAAAGCCAAAUUGAGGUACGCUUUUUCUAUUGCAUGUACCAGGCAUCCUAGUGGGUUCAAAUGAGCGGAAACUGAACGACUAUGACCAAACGAAGUAAUUUAGACACUUGGGGCAACUUGACAACCUAUUACAGUCCGGGUAAAUUAAGCAGCCUGAUGGGUGCCAAAUUUGUUUUUCAAACCAACUCAAAACACAUAUGAAGCCGAAAAUUUGCAGAUUAGAAGAAGCACGAGCGGAAGCGGCCCGUCCGUCUCACGAAAAAGCUCUGGCGCGGCAGGAAGUGCACAAACGCGUUCAACAAUUCAAUUUGGCCGGAUCGCAGACCGCCGACACCCGUCCUGUCGCAUUUUGCGAAUUUUCCGCCGAUUCUCAGCACAUUGGUACGGUCUUGGGAUUAAAAGAAAAUAUCUUUUUGAAAAACCAUUUUGUGCCCUUUUCUUGAGCUAUCAGGAAACUGUACAAAUGAUUUUUUUAAUAGCGAGACUAGAACAAAUACGAUUUUCGAGCAUUUGUACGUUGCUGCACGUUGAAAACUAAGGAAAGUCUGAAAAAGUGCCCAAUAAUUUGCAGUGACUGCCGGCUGGUCGGGUUCUGUGGCGGUGUGGAAGCGGGAGACGAGUGGACAGGAGCUGAAGUACACGGGACACUCUUCGCAGGCGGGAUGCGCCCGAUUCCACCCCGGCGCAUUCACGAGCCAGGACAAAAACGCACUGAACGUCGUCUCCGGAGCAUAUGACGGUCGGUUUCAUUUUUUUCGAACUGAAUGAUUUUCCAUUUUGCAGGCACCGUCCUCCUGUGGUCGCUGUCCCAGGAGACGCCGAUUGGCGAAUUGGAGCAGCAUCCGCAGAGAGUCUCCAAAGUGGCAUUCCAUCCGAACGGACUGCAUCUCGCCACUGCUUGGUACGUCUUUUUGAGAGGACUUUUUGCCAGGAAAAUUGAAUGGUCCUUCGGAACCACCCCCACAAUUGUUAUAAUAUUGCAGUUUCGACUCGACGUGGCGCAUGUACGACCUGACGACGCGGAAGGAGUUGCUCUUUCAGGAGGGGCACUCGAAAAGCGUCGCCGACGUGGCAUUCCAUCCGGACGGAUCGGUGGCGCUCACGGCCGGACACGACUGUUACGGACGUGUCUGGGACAUGCGCACCGGCCGAUGCAUCAUGUUUUUGGACGGACACACCAAGGAAAUCCACACGGUCGAGUGGAUGCCCAACGGGUAAAAAAUUGGCAUUUGUUGGGACAUUUUGCGAGAAAAAGAAACAAAACCUAACAGUGAGCACACUUCGAGCAUUCGAAAUUGUCAAAUGGAUAGAAUGGAAGGAGACCAAAUUUUUAUGCAAAGUGUCGAAACACGUAAUUCAAACAAAACAAUUUUCAGAUAGAUUGACGAUUUCUUUUUCGCAAACAAAUCUGCCGUGAUUUGCAGGUACGAGAUGAUGUCGGGCAGUUCGGACAAUUCGAUGAAAGUGUGGGACCUGCGAAUGCGCCGCAACACGUACACAAUGCCGGCGCACACGUCCGUCGUCACGCGCAUCCGGGCGGCCUCCAACGGGCAGUACAUGGUCUCCGCCAGCUUCGACUGCACUCUCAAAAUGUGGUCGACCACCGGAUGGCAGCCGCUCAGACAGCUUCAGGUUGGACAGAUUUUCAAAUUCUUUUUAUUGAAAACGAGUUUUUGUUUGAUAUGUUCCAACUCUACAGAAACAGAUUAUGGUGGAUUACUGUAAAAACCAAUUUUUAAAAUCUUCUCCGCCGUCUCCUCUAAAAAAUGCCUUAAUUUCAGGGCCACGACACACGAAUUCUGUGUGUGGAUAUCAGUCCGGACGGCCAAUGGAUGUGCUCAUCGGCCUUUGAUCGCACUUUUAAAUUGUGGACUCAAUCUGAAUAUUAA